Gambusia affinis (western mosquitofish) is the source of this 2877-nucleotide messenger RNA. RefSeq names its product olfactomedin-4-like. The transcript is spliced from 7 exons. Bases 22 to 1428 code for a protein of 468 amino acids. Lineage: Eukaryota; Metazoa; Chordata; Actinopteri; Cyprinodontiformes; Poeciliidae. The record is from RefSeq and is a predicted model, not a curated record. Gene Ontology annotation, biological process: signal transduction.
UAUCAAGCUCUUUGAUCAACCAUGAAGCUCUUUGUUCCACUAAUUGUUCCACUGUGGGCUCUUUACUCCCUAGCCCAGCAGGCAGCUCCAAGUAAAAGCUGCAAAUGUGAGCUGAAUCCAACAGAAGAGGCUUUUCCUCACGACAAACUCCAAAUAGCGGAAGGCAAUGCGACAGACUGCAACACCCACAUCACACCACAGAAGGCUCUGGAGCUGGAGAGUCUGCUGCUGGGGCUGGAGAAACGACUGACCCAGCUGCACAGCGACCUGUCUGUCCUGGAGGAGGAGGACGAUGGAGAGCUGUAUGGUGUUCUCAGUCUGUUCGUUAUCGAGAACGAAAUGCUUGAGAUCAGGCAGCUGAUGGACAAGCUCAACAGCACCACUGAGGAACACCAAGUCCUCACCGCUGACACCGUUCAACAGCUUGAGGAGUUGAAAAUUGAAAUGAUAAAACUGGAGAAAUUUGACACCAUGGAGGUGGUGAAAGGACGACAAGUCAACAGGCACCUGAAGAGCGCCCUGGAAACAUGCAGGAUCGGAGUUAAAGCCACUGUCGCACCCACCCAACCACCAUAUGGUACCUGUCAACGCGGCCCACUUCGGAACAUCACCGGGCCUGGUGUGAACACACAGGGAGAGUUCCCUGGCAAUUAUGCAUACGGGGCUUGGGGUCGCGAUCCCAAACCAGAAAUGAGGAAGGAGAAUUGGUACUGGAUGGUACCGCUGACUUCCAGCCAGUACGCUAACUAUAUCCGUUUCUACUCCAGUCUUAGUGCACUCAUCAUUGGGGUGAGCACUCCAGGCAACAUUCAGAUCUCUCCCUCCAACCCAACCACCAACACUAUUCAGGGUCCCAAUAAUGUUUUGUAUGGAAGUGCUUUGUACUACAACUGCUACAACCGAGAUGCUGUUUGUCGAUUCAACCUCACCAGCAAAAGUGUGACCAGCGUACAACUACCAAAAGGAACCAGGUAUAACUCGAAGAGUAAUUUCUGCCACCUUGAAGACUGCUACGCCUACACUGACCUGGACCUGGCCACUGAUGAGUCAGGCGUUUGGGUUGUCUACACCACCACCGAGGCAUUAGGCAAUCUGGUUCUGACCAAGGUGGAUGAGACGGAGCCGCCAACGCUCGGUAAAACAUGGCACACUUCAGUCUACAAGCGAAGUGUGACCAACACGUUCAUGGCCUGCGGCGUCCUCUACGCAACACGUUACAUCGACGCAAAUGUGGAGGAGGUGUUUUAUUCUUUUGACACCACGACAGGGAUGGAGAACUUCAAAGUUAGCAUCUUCAUGAACAAGGUGUCUCCUAACAUUUUCUCCUUGAACUACAACCCAGUGGACCAGAUGCUGUACGCAUACAGUAAUGCUAAAAUGGUCUCCUACAAGGCUUUGUUUGGGUACUCUGAUCGUUAUGUUUCAUAGGAGUGAUGAUUAAUGGUACUCACUGUUUGAUCAUUUGACAUGAUAGUAUCAUGGUGUUAGAUUAACGUGUAAGAAUUGUCCUUUUACUUGUUUAGUCUUAAAAAUUUCAGAUGCAACAAGUUUCCUAUGAAAGACAUUCUCAAAAAGUUUCCCCAUGACUUUAGUGUUAUUAUUGCAUCAGCGCUGUUGUUGAAAUAGAAGUUGAUUGUAAAAAGGCACAUUCGACUUUACUUAGUUAGAUAAUUAAUCAACUACAGGUAAAAAAAUAAAAUUACUCGGCUUGUUCAAAUGCACACUGGAUUGUGAUGAAUAUGGAAAAUCCUUUUAAUAAGUUUAAAAGAGAAUACUUUUGCAACAACAAGAAGCCAUAAUGUCUCUUAUUACUUCCUGGUAAUAAGAGGUACAGUAGAUGCUUAAUAGUAGCGGGGAUUAGGAACCAAAACCUAACUUUAAAAUUAUUAGAACUGCUUAUUUUAGUAGUACAAUCAUCAAAUAUGCCUUGAUAUGCAAUAACACAUACAGUGGAAACCAAAAGAAAGAAAGGUUCAGUUUCAAGGUUACGAAAAUUUGCAAAAAUGACAAUUAUGGUUAAAAAUUAAGAAAAAAAUGCAGUUUGCCUUUGAAAGUAUGGUAUUUUCUAUUUACAAAUCUAAAGAAUUACAUCAUGUUGUUAUUUUGUUUAACGCUCUUCAACAGUGUAUGUGGGAAGUGGUGUCUAUAGGGUUUGAAAUUUCUCAAGUUGCUUUUCUGCUCCAAUGAUAAAUCAGAUUUUCUAGCUGUUCAUUCAAGAAUAAAUACAUGGCUAUAUUCUGCAUUAUUCCAUUCAGACGUGAUGUUACGUGUAUGUUUUGAAAUCUUCCAACCUAGUAAAAACUGACCAUUACUUCACCUGUUCUUGAUUGGGUGGUGAAGUUGUUUUCAUGACACUAUAUCCUGUUUGUAAAAUCGCCUAACAAACAUGAUAAAUGGCCUGAGGCAAAGAGAAGGUAAACACCUACAUCAGUAAAGAAACACUACAAAAAAUAACACUUCAAUUUAAAAUGAAUUCAUUGGGGUCUUUAAAUUUUAAUAAAACAUCUAAAUGCAGUCGAUUCUAUUGGAUAUACAAUCAACAAUUUAGUAAUUAGUUACACUGCCUUUGCAUUUUUUUUGUAUUAGUACAAAAAGAAUAGGAGUAAUAUGCUGUCUUAGUACUUAUUUCAAAAGAUGAAUCAAACAUGAUCAGAAAAACACACAAAAAGCUUGUCAACAGUUAUAAAAAUUAUUUCAGUCGUGUAACGCCAAUUUAGGUUUUUCUGUUAAUUACUGAGAAUUGCUUAUAUAAAUUUAAGCACACAGUUUUGGUUGAAAUGUGAAUAAAUGCCAAAAAAUGUAUUAACAGUUUGUCAUAAAAACAGAACAAAAAUAUUAAUAAAUAAAAUCUCACAAGAUAGCAAAUCACAGCGCUUC